CUUCUCUGACGUCACUAGUGUCAUGCUGUCCUCUUUACCAAUGCGCUUGCGUUUUAAGGUAACUCGACCUUAGUAACCGAACUAGAGUAUUUUGUGCUGUUUAGUCGCCAUGAUGUCGUGACGUUCAUCCCGUGUAAUUUUUGUUAUUAGUAAAAUGGAGAUUUUAACUGUAUGUAUAUGGGGGUUAAGGGAUCUAUUUUAAUUCUUAUCAAAUGACUGAAAAUAUCUUAUCCAUGGAAUCUCCAAAAGCUCCAAGCAGUAAAUGUGACUUUUCCUCAUUGAUGAAACCAAAUCUUUUCUGGAUCUUCAGUUCUGUUCUAAAAAUGUCAGAUUCUGCUUCUCAAAGAUCUGGAUUCUGUGAUAAUACUGCAUUUUUUGUGUCACAUUCCCCUUGCAAUCAGCAAACUGCCAACAUCAAUCAAGAUGAAAAAAUUUCUGAAAAAUUUUUUGAAACUAAAGACAGAUCUUCUGAUAAUUUCCUUUCUAAUAAUUGGAAUAAAAAUAUUGGAGCUAACCUUCUAGAAACUAAUAACAUUCCAAUGUCAUCUGAAGUUUGCCAUUCAGAUAAUUUUGCUGUUAUAAAUUUGUCCGUGAAAUAUAUAUAUAAAUUUUGUAAGAUUUUCACAACUCAUAAAAAACAUAUUGUUUCUAAUUUUGAUAUGAAUGCCAUUAGUCCAACAUCUUGGUAAAUAUAAUAGCUGUUAAUCUUUAAGAAAUACUUUAAUUCAUUUAAUGUGUACAUUUUAUAUUUACUAAGAUCAAUAUUUGGUCUUUGAAGAUUAUUUUGAUGGAUUAAAAGUUUUCUUAUCAACUAUUUGUCAUGUUUUAAAUGCUAAAUAUUAAUGUUAUAACUACAUUAAGUGUGUAAUAAUUAAAAUAUAAUUUACUCUAAUGAAUAGCAAGAUUAGGUAUAGGAUAUAUUUAAUAAAUCUUUCAAAUCAUUAAUAAUUUAAAGUUUAAAACAAAUUUAAUGUUAUGAUAAACUUAACGUAUCAAGACUAAAAUUUCUGAAACAGUGAUCUGUAAUCAUUAACUAGAU
This is a messenger RNA of Centruroides sculpturatus (bark scorpion), 1039 nucleotides long. RefSeq lists its product as uncharacterized. The transcript has 3 exons. The coding region runs from base 213 to 689 and encodes 158 amino acids. NCBI's taxonomy places the organism in Eukaryota, Metazoa, Arthropoda, Arachnida, Scorpiones, Buthidae. The record is from RefSeq and is a predicted model, not a curated record.